Zerene cesonia (dogface butterfly) is the source of this 1202-nucleotide messenger RNA. Its product is annotated as 3-oxoacyl-[acyl-carrier-protein] reductase FabG-like. The record is from RefSeq and is a predicted model, not a curated record. Bases 314 to 1087 code for a protein of 257 amino acids. The transcript is spliced from 2 exons. Lineage: Eukaryota; Metazoa; Arthropoda; Insecta; Lepidoptera; Pieridae. Gene Ontology annotation, molecular function: oxidoreductase activity.
GCAUGUGCCUAGGUGGUAGACCUGACUCUUGUCACGUCAAUCGUCGUCUACAUCUUACGUAGUCGGUAGUAACUAGUUCUAACUUCUUCAUCUGUAAUCUGUGAUCUGCGUCCAUCAUAAAAGAAUAAAGUACCUUAUAUAAAAAAUACCUUCAUCAUCAGUUUUGGUUACUUGGUUAGAUAUAGGCACUAGCUUUGGUCCUGUCUCGAAUAUUUUAAAAAAUCCUAAUCGCUACUCGAAAUAAUAACAAAAAUAUUGGUAUAUAUUUUAUCUUCAAAGAAUAUACACCUUUAAGUUAAGAUUACCAAGCAGAAUGUUUACAGACAAAGUUGUACUUAUAACUGGAGCCAGUUCUGGAAUUGGAUCUGAGACAGCAAUAGAAUUUUCCAAACUUGGAGCAAAAUUGGUUAUUACAGGACGGAACAAAGUCAACUUGGAUAAUGUAGCUAAACUGUGUCAAGAGAUUUCACCUCAGAAACUAGAACCUCUUACCAUUAUUGCAGACAUGAAUAGUGAAAAUGAUGUGGCAAAUAUUAUAAACAAAACAAUUUCUCAGUUCACCAAGUUAGAUGUUCUAGUCAACAAUGCAGGUGUAUUAGAAUCUGGGACAAUAGAAUCUACAUCAUUAGAACAAUAUGACAGGGUUAUGAACACUAAUGUCCGUGGGCCAUACUAUUUGACCAUGUUAGCAACCCCAUAUCUUAUUGAAAGUCGAGGGAAUAUUGUGAAUGUGUCGAGUGUAACUGGAAUGAGGUCAUUCCCAAAUGUUUUGGCUUACUGCAUGUCCAAAUCGGCUUUGGAUCAGUUUACAAGAUGUGUUGCUUUAGAAUUAGGACAAAAGGGUGUCCGAGUGAAUGCAGUGAAUCCCGGAGUAAUAACAACUGGUCUCCACAAAAAAGGAGGCAUGAAUACAGAAGAAUAUGAAGCAUUUCUUAAGAAGUGUGCUGAAACUCAUGCUUUAGGUAGACCGGGUGAUGCAAAAGAAGUAUCAUCAGUUAUAGUGUUUUUAGCUAGUGAUGCAGCAAGUAAUAUCACAGGAGCUACUCUUCCAGUUGACGGCGGGCGUCAUGCAAUGUGUCCACGAUAAUGUGAUAUGACUCGAUUAUACAAAGUUUGUGUAUGUUUUUACUUUUUACAAUGUAUAUAGAAUAAUGCAUAUAUGUUAACUAUCCUUUUAUUGUUUAUUUACUUAUAUUUGUUUU